AAAUGUCCAGUUACUGGACGGAGCGUGGAGUCACACACGGUCGUCCAUCAUAUUCACUGCUGCAACAGACGGUGCUCUUUACCUGUGGGAUAUUCUCGCCCAGCGGAUCACUCCUACGUUAUGCUCCCAGGUCAGCGAAUCUCCGCUUUUAAGUUUGAGCACCCAGGAACACGGAAAAAUCAUGGCAGUUGGCAGCAAAGACGGACGGUUGUCCGUCAUUCAAAUAAGCGACAAUUUGUCGACAGUAACCAAAAACGAUAAAGUAGCGCUCACCUCGUUACUGGAACGAGAAAUCCGAAGAGAAAAGAAUUUGGAACAGCGGACUAAAGACAGCAAGAGUAAACAAGGACCCAAAACUUCCAUUUUCCACCUUGCGAUUGCAACAGUGACCCAAGCGGCCAAGUUGCUACGCAAGGCUCAUUGGGCGUUCAGAAACCUCCGUCUCCCAUGUCCCAUCACCUCGCUAUCUAAAAAAAUGUUUGAUAGCUUGAAGGAGACACUCCAGGCACUUAAUAUUAAUCAAGAGAAUACAAGCGGCAAAGAAGUUAACGAAAGAUCGGUUAUUGAACCUUCGGCUGAUAUGUUGCCAGCCACUGAUAAAACCGGAAGCCAAAUCAACGUAUCUGUCUCUCACGCUGCUCCAGUGGCGCCAUUCGUUGAUCAGACUCUGCAAUCUUCCGAAGAGGCUUUCUUUGAAAUUGAAACCAUUGAUCAGGAAAUACUUUCCCGUGGAAUAGAAGAAAAACAAUGAGUAGACGAAUAACUAGUAUGUAUGAAUCACCAAUGAUUUUAUUAAUCCGAUCCGCAAUCAAUAUUUCCAUUAUUCAAAUGUU
Molecule: messenger RNA, 833 nt
Organism: Daphnia pulex (common water flea)
Lineage: Eukaryota; Metazoa; Arthropoda; Branchiopoda; Diplostraca; Daphniidae
Exons: 4
Coding region: 182-751 (189 amino acids)
Source: RefSeq, a predicted model, not a curated record